This is a messenger RNA of Tuber aestivum (summer truffle), 1520 nucleotides long. The record is from the annotation of a GenBank genome assembly. Lineage: Eukaryota; Fungi; Ascomycota; Pezizomycetes; Pezizales; Tuberaceae.
AUGUUAUGCCUUCCCCCUCAGCCAAAGCCCACCCACAAGGGGAACCCCAACCCUGCGGCCCUCCUCGAAAAAUACGCCGAGCACCCAACGGGCUCCUCCUACCGGUGGGAAACCCCGGCGCCGAGCAGCACCCAACUCGGCACCGCCGUGAAAUUCUUCACCCGCCACCAGCCACAGCACAUGUGGUCGGCCUCCAAGUUCAAGCACAUAUGCUUCGGAUCAGCGCCCGAGGUGGCCUUCCUGGGCCGCAGCAACGUGGGCAAGUCCUCACUGCUAAACGCCCUCCUGGGCAAGCCACUUGCGCACACAUCCUCCAAACCGGGCCACACGAAGUUACUGAAUGCGUACUCCGUCGCCGGCGGGCGUGGCGUGCUGCUGGACAUGCCGGGCUACGGUCACAACUCCCGCGAUGAGUGGGGAGUGCAGGUAUUGAAGUACCUGCAGCGACGGCGGGAGCUGCGCAGGGUCUUCCUUCUCAUCGAUGCCGACCACGGCUUCAAGGGCUUCGACCGGCUCAUGGUGCAGACGUUGGCGGAGCAGGGCGUCGCCUUCCAGGUCGUGCUCUCCAAGGUGGAUAGGCUGAACCCUGCGGAGCUGGUCAGGAGGCUGGUCCGGGCGCGCGCGGCGCUCCAGGGGGAUGACCGGGAAGGCCAGCGCGAGGCAGAUGAUUGGCGCGCUCGGAGGGUGAGUUGUGGCCUCGGCGAGAUUAUCGGCACGGCCGCGAAUCCUGCCAAGCAGAGGAGAAAGCGCGUUGGGAUUAACGAGCUCAGAUGGAGUAUCAUGGUCGCUAUGGGGAUGGAUGGAGAUGUUGCUGGCUUGGGGUCGGGCUUUGGCGAACCCGCCAUUGCCGCUGAGUGGGAUCAUGUUCAGGGGGCUGGCUACGACGAACCGGACUCAGAAGAUGAUGAUGAUGAUGGUGGUGGUGGUGGUGCCGUUCAUAAAAAUUAGAAGAUUACAGUAAACUCCCUUCCUCCCUCCCUCCUUCCUUCCUUCCUUCCUUCCUUCCGAAAAGGCCAUCUAGGGUAGAAACAGCCUGGCAUAAUCACGGAAACUCACUCGACUCGGGGUAUCGGUAUCAUACGGGGGAGAACAAGAUCAAUGUGACAAUCCGCAAAACGCACCAAAACUGAGAGCUUCUUUUCUGCGAUUGCUAAUUCUCCAUCCCGCUUAAAGCGAGCGUAAAAAAAGAAAAAGAAAAAGAGGGUUACAGUAUGUACUGUAUGCCCCUAGCGCAGUGAAAGCCCGAUUAUCAUACAGAAAAGACUUUUGAUCUUUCCUAUCAAGUCCCCCCCAGUAAGUAGAUACAUAGAUACAUAGAUACAUACACGAUAUAGACCUUAGCAGGAACGAGGCAUUUCGCUUGGGAAGGGAGAUGGAUAUGUUGUGAUACGGGAGACUCCCCCUCCCCCACACUCACCAUCUCUGGGUAUGAUAUAUGUGAUGGCGUAAGGAUUUGGAGAGAUUGCAUAAUUGUAAUCGUUAUAUUGUAUAACUUAAUACGUUGGAUGUAUGGUAUAGUG